This is a messenger RNA of Salvia hispanica, 795 nucleotides long. Lineage: Eukaryota; Viridiplantae; Streptophyta; Magnoliopsida; Lamiales; Lamiaceae. The record is from RefSeq and is a predicted model, not a curated record.
AUGGAAGAAAUGAGUUUUCUAGAUAGCUUAGGCUAUGUUCUGUAUAACCUCGCCAAGAAGCGGCAAUGGGAAAAAGUGGCGAAGAUAUACAAGGAAAACACAACCAUCUCCUGUUACAAUCCGAAAAGCCCCAACCACGCCCAUGAAAGAUGCACCGAGGAAAUGUUCACCUUCAUGAGGGAAUGCGGAUCAGUAUCCAAGCUGGUGAGGAUGCCUAAUGUGAGAGGAGACACCCCUCUCCAUCUUGCUGCUGCAGUUGGAUGGGAGGCCAUCUGCAGAAAAAUAGCUUCAUUGGAUCCAAUGCUCAUCGAGAUCCGCAACAGCAAUGGUGAGACUCCUUUGUUCAUUUCAGCCCAUCACGGCAACCUUCACACGUUUGUCGCUCUCCAUGGCAUCUACAACCAUGGAAAGGAUAGGGUUGAUGAGUCGCUCUGUCGGAGGGAAGCUGAUGGAAAUACAGUCUUGCAUUCUGCGAUUUCUGGAGAAUACUUCGGAUUAGCAUACUUUAUAUUGGAGCACUACAAGAAUCUACUCAAUUAUGUUAAUGUUGAUGGAGAAACUCCUCUUUAUGUCUUGGCCAGAAAGCCUAACUUGUUCAAAAGCAGCUCACAGCUUGGAUUCUAUGAAUCAAUUAUCUACCAUUUUGUAUUUGUUGAUAAUCUGAAGAACCAACCAAUACAUAAUCCAAAGGACACCCAGAUUGAUGACUCAAGUGAAGAGAAUUUCCCAGAAAAUUACCAGACGUGUGUGAGAAUCUUCCGUCUAAUUAUGGGAUCCAAUUUCCAAUAUCUAUAA